AUGCCGCCGAUGGAUCCCGUCCAGUCUAAUGGUCAUCCACCUCGCCGCACACGCCAGAACCCGGUAUCGUGUCGUUUGUGCCGGCUGAAGAAACUCAAAUGCAACCGCCAACGACCUUGUUCCAACUGCUCCGCCCGUGGCGUCAGCUGUGAAUACCUUGCACGAAACCCGGGCUCAACAUCCACGGACGGCACGGACCACAGACAAGCUUUACCCACAGCAGCUGAAAGCGCGGGUUUCCAAGCUCGCCUUGAAAGGCUUGAGGAGGCGGUGUUUAGUCAGCAGAAGGACAGACCCUCUGUUCCUACUGCAAUGGUACCAGCCAUUCGUGGGGCAUUGACUACCACGGUUAUGCCAGGUUUCGCUUUCAACGAGGAGCAUGAAGUGACAUCUAGAUGGCUUGAAGACAUUGGCACGCGUGAGAACCCGAUUUUUAGAGCAUAUGUAGCCAACAUACCAUUCAAAGUUGGACCUAUAAGCCAGCUACUGGAGAAUGUGUCGGCGACGCAGAAUGAGGCAGCCCCUUGGCCACCCAGUGUUCAGCUGCCUACCAGAGAUGAGGCCAUAAAUCUGUUCCAGUACUUUCUGGACAACGUCCAGUACCUCCAUCCCGUCUUCCAGCCUCAUUCCCUUCAGCGUGUGAUAGACGCUGUGUAUACGCCCCCGGAUACACCGGUUCAAAGCAAAGUGGCAGAUAUCGCGCUGCUACUCAGCAUACUUGCUAGCGCCAGCCAUCUGUGGAGACCACAGAGAAGCAAAUGCUUGAUCUUCUUAUCUGCGAAAGAAGCUGCCUCCAUGUCCUUGAUCUGGAGCAAUGCAGCGCUGGAUAUUCUGGAGUACUCGAAGCGAACUACUGCUGCCUCGAUUGAAGGUCUCCAGGCCGCGAUCGUUAUCUCCUACGUUAUCUACAAUUCUCAAGGGUUCUCACCCAUGUUCCGUUCACUUCAUGGCAACAUGAUCAUGAUGGCCCGAGAUCUCACAUUACACAAGACUGAUAGUCCCCGAAGGAAAGGAGAGACAGAUCCACCGCCAAGUCAGAUUGAAGCUGACGUAAAGAGAAGGUUAUGGUGGCACAUUGCUGCCACAGACUGGUUACUGGCAUUCACCCCCGGCCCACAGGAGGGCACUUAUUCUAUUCAGCCAUCACAGAUGCAUGUGAAUCAGCCGCAUUAUCUCGAGAGCUGUGAUCAGGACGCUGGAAAUGUUUCAAUGUUAUCUACCGCCUACUUCCUUGAGCGUGUUCGGCUAGCAGAAGUCUGUCGCGCGGUGGUUGACUCCCUGUCCCCCCUUAGAAUGAUCGAGAAUGCGAACUACGAGCAGGUUAUCUUCUUGGACGGCAAAUUUGAGGACUUGAUCAGAAGUCUGCCGGCCUUUUUCCGGCUCGACCAGGGGAGCGAACUCUUGUAUACCGCGCCCCAGCUUACCCUCCAGCGCUAUCUGAUCCACCUUGGGAUCUAUACCAGACGCAGCAGACUUCACCAGCCUUUCGUGGUAGCGGGAUUCACCGAUCCUAAAUAUACGUUUUCCAGAAAUGCUUGCCUAAACUCCUCCCGUGCGGUUCUGCAGAUCUGCUACAAGUUGGAGGAAAAGAAGGACGACUUAGAGUUAAUCCCCGCCAGGCUUGCAACCGUGGUACACCAUGUCUUCAUGGCCGCUGUUGUUCUGGUGAUGGACCUCUGCUCCAACAAAGUGGAAGGGCUCGAGGAACAGCGGCAAGCCGAAGUCACCCGAGCAUGCAGGAUGCUCGACAGCUUGAAACAAGACUCCGCCAUGGCCGCGAAACUGGCUCACCCUCUCAUGGAAAUCCUGCAGAAACACAAAGAAAGUCUACAACAAAGCCAGUCGUCGGCUGUGCCUCUCACGGUGGUAGUGCCACCUGCUGAUGGCAGAAUCAGUCAAGUAUCUUCGGAUCCGUCAAGCGAUUUCCACGGGUCCUUGUCUAACACUAUCGGCCAACACACAUCAACAACGACUGCCAUUGGUGGUGGCCAGCAGCCCGCAGCCCGCACAGAACAUGAACAACAACCGUAUGUUGAGGACUGGGAAUUUGAUGCCAUGAUGCAGCAAUACAUCGAUUUAGGCCAAAACAUAGACGGGCCUUCUUGGGGUUCUCUUUUCGAUGAUCUGGAUUCUCACCAUAUGACGGAUGCCGGCGGCGCUGUUUUCUAUGGCUAA
This is a messenger RNA of Aspergillus terreus NIH2624, 2175 nucleotides long. RefSeq lists its product as uncharacterized. The transcript is spliced from 3 exons. Gene Ontology annotation, molecular function: zinc ion binding; DNA-binding transcription factor activity, RNA polymerase II-specific; DNA binding. The record is from RefSeq and is a predicted model, not a curated record. Gene Ontology annotation, biological process: DNA-templated transcription; regulation of DNA-templated transcription. Bases 1 to 2175 code for a protein of 724 amino acids. Lineage: Eukaryota; Fungi; Ascomycota; Eurotiomycetes; Eurotiales; Aspergillaceae.